UAAAGCGCCCAGCCCCAUCUCGCUCCCUUCAUUCUGCGGCAGAGGGAGGCAUCUGCAGAAGCUUUGCUCACCCACCCGCGCCAAGAUGAAGCGGGCUCCCAAGCUGUUGUUUUUCUGUGCUCUCUGUUUCUCCUUGGCCCUGGAUGCCACCCCAGCAUUGAAAGAGCAAAGCAGAGGAACAAAAGGAAGAAGGAGAGACUCAGCCAAAGUCAGGGAACAUCUGCGGGCACAGGAAUCCUCACCUGACCCUGUGCUGAGGGUAAAUCCAGGGGCCUUCACAGACUACACCUUCGUGGAGGAUUAUGAGCAGAGCAUUCAGGAGAUGGUUAACCAGCUGCGGAAUAGCUCUGAGCUGCUGGACAGUAAAUGCCAGGUCAAUUUGAGACUCUGGAUGUCGAACAAGAGGAGUGUGUCUCCAUGGGCCUAUAGGAUAAAUCAUGAUGCAUCCCGUGUUCCAGUUGAUAUCCCAGAGGCACACUGUCUGUGUGCAGGGUGCAUCAAUCCCUUCACCAUGCAGGAAGACCGCACCAUGAUCAGCAUCCUCAUCUAUAGCAAAAUCCCAGUGCGGCGGAUGCUGUGUGAGCCAAGUAAGCCGCACAAGAAGAAGAAAAAGUGCCACAAAGAGUACAAGAUGGUUAUGGAGACCAUUGCUGUGGGCUGUACUUGCAUCUUCUGAGGACAUACUGUAUGAGGAAGGGAUUUCCUGUUCCUAUUUCAGGUUCUUAUGGAUUAAGUACAAUUCCCACUCUUCUAAA
Candoia aspera is the source of this 755-nucleotide messenger RNA. RefSeq names its product interleukin 17B (gene IL17B). NCBI's taxonomy places the organism in Eukaryota, Metazoa, Chordata, Lepidosauria, Squamata, Candoiidae. Gene Ontology annotation, biological process: inflammatory response. The record is from RefSeq and is a predicted model, not a curated record. The transcript is spliced from 3 exons. Bases 86 to 676 code for a protein of 196 amino acids. Gene Ontology annotation, cellular component: extracellular region. Gene Ontology annotation, molecular function: cytokine activity.